AUGGAGCGAAUGGACUUCUUUGUUAGACGCGAUGAGAUAAUCAAGGAAAGGCGCCGUCUACUACGAGAAAAGAAUGGAUACGUCCCCGGGGCCCAUAGGGAGGAAGACAGCAUCCGAAAUCAAGACAAGAAGCUCGACAAGACCAAGCAAAUACACCAAGAGACGCUGGACCUCUGGCUCUUGAAAAUUCAACUGCGCAAUAGCCUCGCUUCGCCCGUCAAUCGGGAGUCGCGAAGUGACAGUCACUUCCCAUACAACUUCCGGCCGCGCAGAAGGGCAGGGUCGCGCACUUUACCCGCCGGCGAGGCUAGCGGCUCGCUAGGAGAAGCCAUUAAUAAGUAUUAUAUCCAGUCCAAAAACAUCUUAUACUAUUUUCAUCUUCACCAUAAGAGCUAA
Molecule: messenger RNA, 396 nt
Organism: Penicillium robsamsonii
Lineage: Eukaryota; Fungi; Ascomycota; Eurotiomycetes; Eurotiales; Aspergillaceae
Exons: 3
Coding region: 1-396 (131 amino acids)
Source: RefSeq, a predicted model, not a curated record